AUGCCAUAUAGCCUUCAAUUUGAUGUUAUUAUACAUGUAAAUAGCUUCUCGUGGAAGGAAGCGGGGGGCGAGUCAGGGCAACCCUCCAGUGAAGAAGUUCAAGAUAGGAUUGUUUUGUUGGAGCGUCAGGUGACGAUCGAGGACUUUCAAGAUCUCCUAUGGGAGGGUGAUUCUCUAGUAUCUGUCUUACUCGAUUGUGAUUGGACACGAAUCAUUGACCAGAAGGAUGAAAGGAGGGACAAGAUCAUUGCCCACAUCGACAUCGUAUUUGAGUUUUAUAGUGAACUUGGUGGUGCAGGCCAGGAUUAUGACAGAUACACCUUCUCCGUUCAGGGCAAAUUAGUUAGAUUCUCAGUGGACACAGUCUCCAAUUUUCUUCGUAUCCCUCGACUGCCCACUGCAUAUUUGAGCGUGGUGUCAAAGGAGUCUACAUAUGUAGGUGAUGGGGAGACUACUGAGGAUGAGGAUACUGAUGUAGUAGAUGGUUUCGAUGGCCUCGCUGAUCAUGAGAUUCCUCAGUUGGUUGUGGGUCUAGAUGCUCCUUCCUAUAAUGAGAUCAAGAACAUCAAACAAGUCGACUUAUCCAAUUUUUUCAAAAUCAUGAACAUAAUAAUAACCAACAACAUUGAUCCACAACUACACAAGAACAUAGAGUCAUCCUAUUCAAGAUGGAUUCCUUUAUUAUGUUCAUGUUCAGUCACUAUCAUAAACAGGUCGACUUAUGUUCAUGUUCUUGUAUUCAUGUUAUUAUGUUCAUGUUCUUGAGAUUUUGUAUUCAUGGACCCACUACAGAGGUGAUCGAUGUUCAAGAAGAUGCACAUCCUAGAGAUCAUGGCGUAUUGGGUGAGACAUUUACACUGGGCGUAUCACACAUUACUAUUCAUGAGGAGAUUACAGAUGUCAUGUGUGUAGAGAUAUGAGCAUAGACAACAAAGCUGAUUGAUGCAAUGCAUACGAAAGUCCGGAUCGCCCUCGCAGAGACUGAGUCGAAGAUCAUGUCUCAAUUGAUAGAUAUGGAGACACGCCUUGGUGGAGUCGAGACGGUGCGACGAGAUUUGGGCUAGUAGUGUAUGUCUUUUAUUUGUAUUUUUUUGGUUUUUUGUAUGGACACUAGUUAUUUGUGUUUUGUAUAAUUAUUUUAAAUAUGAAUUGUUUUUUCAUUUUUUAAAUUA
Messenger RNA from Juglans regia (Persian walnut), 1172 nucleotides. RefSeq lists its product as uncharacterized. The transcript has 2 exons. The record is from RefSeq and is a predicted model, not a curated record. Bases 1 to 765 code for a protein of 254 amino acids. Lineage: Eukaryota; Viridiplantae; Streptophyta; Magnoliopsida; Fagales; Juglandaceae.